ACAAUUAAUCACAAAGCGAUUCCCGUUCACAAAGCCAACACACCAGGCAGCAGUCCGCCGACCAAUCCAAGGAUUAUUUUCUACCAAGUUCUAGCCAAAACCCAAAAACCCAAACCCCAAAAUGUGCGCGAAAUACGUAUGUGUUGUGCUGCUGGCCAGCCUUGUGUGCGGUGCUUUGGCCCUGCCCUCGCAGGACUCCAGUGAGCGGGACCUGGUCAACAUGCUCAACCGCCUGGAUAGCGAGGAGUCGGUUUCUCUCUUCGGAGGACUGCGCAUCGACAGAUCCGAGACCGGCCGUAGCUUCGGAGCUGGCAACGCCGUCGAGUCCUUCGAGGAUCGUGCCGAACGCUACCUGGAGACCCACGAGCUGAACCUCUCCUUCUCUGGUGAUGAACAGGAAGAGAACUCUGAGAACGAGUACACCGGACGUGCCAUGGAGGAGUCUCGCAGCAAGCGCAUGAAGAAGAUGCUCCUGCCCCUCCUGCUGGCCCUGAAGCUGAAGAAGGCCGUGGUCGUCAAGGUCCUGUUCACCAUCAUCAAGUUCAUCUCCCUGAAGGCUCUGGCUAUCUCCUUCCUCGCCCUCAUCCUGGCUGGUGCCACCUUCUUCAAGGAUCUGUUGGCCAAGAAGAAGGAACACAUCACUACUGCCUACAUCACUGGCAGCCCCCUGAACGCCGACAUCGUCCACUCCGACUGGAGCCGCAACGGUCAGGCUGGUGCCGCUGAUCUGGCCUACAACCAUUACGGCCUGGCCCAGCCCUUCUAAGCCGGACCUUGAGCUCACUUGAUCCAUCCAUCCCACGCUAAACUAUCUGCUAUAUCUUACCCUACCAAAGCUUCACUAUCCUUCUUCACUCUCACCUUUCACCUUCGACCUGCCCACCUCUUUCCCCAAUCUAAGCUAUCCUGAUACUUUCCCUUCAUUCCUCUAAGACUUCACCCUGAAGAAUGGCUUAAUUCGUAGUCAAUAAUUAUUUAGUUACAUUUAGUUAGUUAGCUGCGACAUACCAAAAACAAAACAAAAAAAUUACAAAAAAAGAGAACAAUUGUAAAGGUCCCGCGACCCAUGGCUAGCUCAGGACAAUUCUUAAGGAUAAAAAAUCAAUCACGAUUGCGCCAUAUUUAUUGCACAUUUCCACAAUCCACAGUCUCUUGGCGGAUGUUAAUGUCACUCAGGUUUAUCGAAAGCAAAAACAACGAAGAUUAUGCCUGCUAAAGAGCUUACUUACUAAGUAUUUAUUCAGAUAACUUAAAGCAAUUGAAUAAAAAUGAUUCAUCAAAUGCAAAAACAA
Messenger RNA from Drosophila bipectinata, 1292 nucleotides. RefSeq names its product DUF1676 domain-containing protein Osi15 (gene Osi15). NCBI's taxonomy places the organism in Eukaryota, Metazoa, Arthropoda, Insecta, Diptera, Drosophilidae. The record is from RefSeq and is a predicted model, not a curated record. Gene Ontology annotation, cellular component: membrane.